AUGACGAAAAUACGUGAGUAUGCAUUGGAGGUUUUGGGACUCCAACUGCCUAAAGAUCAAGACUUACUGUGGAUUGCCAGAGAAGGAAUCAAUGCUCCACUGCCUGACGACUGGAAACCAUGUCAAGAUGGCAAUGGUGAUAUCUACUACUUCAACUUUGCCACCGGAGACAGUGUGUGGGAUCAUCCAUGUGAUGAGUACUACCGCAAGAUGGUGCAGGAAGAAAGGGACAAGAAGAAAGGAGGAGGUUCAUCUGGUAAGAAGCCAGGAAAGAAGAAAAAGGAGAAAAAGGAAAAGGGUGGAAACUCCCCAGCAUUGAAGGCACAAACACAGGGACUCGGUCUGCUAAAGGGUGAGCCCACCAGCCCCCUGGGAACCCUGGGUCCAUUAACCGGUUCUUUAGGCAGCACUGGUCGGUCAGGAGGGCUCGGCAGUCUGGCUCCCCUGAAAACUGAACCUUUGUCUCCACUGGGAUCACUGAGAGGAGGUCCUGGCAGCCUGGGUAUGGACGUGCCCCGAGGCUUGGGUGGAAGCCUGAACAGGUCCGGUGGUGUUGGGGAGGGGAUCAACCUUUUAACAAGCCUCGACAGGGAUGAUGACAGUGAGAGCUCAGCAGGCCUUGGCAAGGGUAAACAGUUCAACCUCGAUGACCUUGACAUUGGAAAUCUGGGAUAUGAGUCUUCAGAAGGUAGUGACAAACCGGAGGACAGACAAAUGCUUGGAGGGUCGUCUGAAGAGUCUGAUGAUGAUGAUGGGAAGGAUGUGGAUUUUGGCAUCCCUAAUCCACUUGACAGCAUGAACAGGUCCAUGAAGUCAGGAUCCUCCAUGUCUCCUGAUGCAGUUUUAAGACCAUCUUUUCAGUUAGAGAAGCAUCAGGAAAGCCCCAAACCUGCAGUAACAACUGACAGGAUAAGGAAAGUGCCUGCAUUGCAAAUACAGGAUGAUGAUGAUGAAGAAGGUGAGAAGGCUAGGAUGGCUCUUAUGGAAGAAAAGGAAAAAGAACUGGAAAAGCUACGAGAGAAGGUGAAAGAAGAGGAGGAGAAGGAGAGGGUCAAAUUGAAUCAGGAGAAAGAAAUGAACCUCAGAUCUCUAAGGCUAAAGAUAAAAGAGGAAACAACCAAUGAGGAGGCUGCUUUAAAGGAAGGCCAACAGGAUGCCCUACAGAAGCUUCGCAGUCAGCUGGCACGGGAGAGGGAAGAGGAGGAAAACAGGAUCAGGAAAGAGUCAAAGACUGCGUUGGAUAAGUUACGUAAUGAAAUGUCAAAAUUGGAGGCUGAGGAGGAAACUAAGAAGCAGAAGGCUGCGAGGAAGGCUGCAGAGGAAGAGGAGAAUGCUGCUGAACAGGAGAGGUCCAGGUUAAAGCAGGAACAUGACAAGGAACUACAGCAGUACAAAGCACAGCUUGAGGAAGAGCUGGACCAGAUGUUAGAUGAAAUCAAGGCUGAACAUGAAGAAACAGCUGCCCAGAGGAGAGGAGAGCUGCAGGACGAGCAUGACCAGGCCAUGGAGGAGCUGGCUCAGCAGGAGAGGGAGCUGCAGCAGGAGAGAACUCAGAGGGAGGAGCAGGUACAGAAGGCAGCAGGCACCCGGCAGCAGGCUGUGGAGGACUAUGAACAUGAGUUGAGUGAUGUUCUAGAAGAAAGGAGAGCAGAAAUUGAACAGAAGCACCAGAAGGAAAUGGACAGGCUGAAAGAGAAACAUCAAGAGAGGUUGGCCAGUCUACAACAGGAACAUAAAGAGAAAGAACAAAAAGAAAAGUCUGCCCUUGAGAAAAAGCUGGAGGCAGAUCUUCAGAAACAUGCUAAAGAAAAUGAAAAGAAGCUAGGAGAACUUGAGCGUGACAAGAAGGCCAAGACCAAAGAGAUGGAGAACUGGCAAGGUGAGGUCAAGCAGAUGGAAGAGAAGCUGGACAGGAGAAAGAAGGACCUUCAGCAGACAAGCAAAGAUCUGGAUAAGGAGGUCAGUACACUAUACAUACACUGCUAGGUGGACUU
Branchiostoma belcheri (Belcher's lancelet) is the source of this 1994-nucleotide messenger RNA. RefSeq names its product centrosomal protein of 164 kDa-like. NCBI's taxonomy places the organism in Eukaryota, Metazoa, Chordata, Leptocardii, Amphioxiformes, Branchiostomatidae. Gene Ontology annotation, molecular function: protein binding. The record is from RefSeq and is a predicted model, not a curated record. The transcript has 16 exons. Bases 1 to 1986 code for a protein of 661 amino acids.